Messenger RNA from Ceutorhynchus assimilis (cabbage seed weevil), 2049 nucleotides. The record is from the annotation of a GenBank genome assembly. Lineage: Eukaryota; Metazoa; Arthropoda; Insecta; Coleoptera; Curculionidae.
ACAAAGGGAUAGUCAAAGAAUAGGGUCAAGUGAAUUAUGCAUUAUCCAUCUUAUGGCAUUUUUUCAAAGAUACCGUUUAGUUUAAGACUAAAAUUGAUGAAUAACGCUCCUGAAACUAUUUAUGCCUAUUUUGGUUAAUUUACCUGUAAUUAUUUCAAUCUAUAUUUGAAGAAAUGUAAUUAUUGAACUUUGGUGACAAUGAUAAACUGUGACGAAAUUUUUGAACUUCGUGAUAUCAAAGACUACGAUAGAGCUGUGAGAAGAACUGGUUAUGGCCGUUUUCACUAUGAGGUCCUUGCAGUCAGCGCAAUGUCCAUCCUCUCCAUGGGUUUUCAGAACGGUCUCUCAUCCUACGUUUUUCCAGCGGCCCAGUGCGAUCUCAAUUUCACCUCCUUCGAACUGGGAAUUCUCAAUAUGGCCUUUAUGAUUGGAGGAAUCAUCGGAUGUUUCCUGUGGGGAGCCUUAGCCGACAAUUUAGGUAGACAGAAGGUGCUGUACAGCACUCAUUUAUUCGAUGCUUUAAUCACUAUAGUUUGUGCUGUCUUGCCUACUGCGACGAAUUUGUUUGUUCUCAGGUUUUUGAAUGGAUUUUUGAUUGGUGCUCCAGGAAGUAUCAUCUUCACUUACGUUGCCGAAUUCCAGCCACCAAAAUACCGAACUCCUGUUGUUUGCUGCUGCGGAAUUUUCUUCACCUUAUCCUGGUUAAUACUCCCGCUUCUAGCAUAUUUCAUCCUGCCUCUGCAAGGGCUCAGUUUUUCUUUAGGAAAUUUUAUAUUUUUCUGCCCGUGGAGAUUAUUCCUCAUCAUCCUAGCCAUUCCAGAACUCUUAACUGCCUUGUGGAUACUAAAAAUGCCCGAAAGUCCUAAAUAUUUCCUGGCAAAAGGCGAACACAAAGAAUGCUUAGCGAUCUUGAGACAUAUGUAUUCUAAGAAUACCGGAGAUCAUCCUGAUGAUUUUCCAGUCAAGAAUUUGAUAUCAGACGUUAAAAUGGAUACAUCAAACAAUGUAGCAUGCGAUGGGAAAACUUUGAGGGUACUCAGAACCAUGGGAGGACAAAUGAAGAGUAUGUUUCAGCAACCGUUGUUAACAGUAACUGCUUUGACUUGCAUCAUAAUGUUUGCUAAUAUGUUUGGAAUGUUUGGUUUAGGACUCUGGCUUCCGGAAAUCUUCGUACGCUUUGACCAAUUCGAAAAACUCUAUCCCAAUGCCACUCCAUCCAUAUCGGAACUUUCAACUUUAGUCCAAUCCAAAAACGUUACUUGUGAAGCCACCUUUGAUGCCUCAGUAACCUACAAUACUGUUGUAAUAGCUACCAGUUCAUUGGUUUUUAAUUUAAUUUGUGCUAUCCUAGCAACUAAAGUUCAUUUUAAAGUUGUACCACUGGUAACGAUGUUGAUUGGCGGAGCUGCUAGUGCCAGCAUAUACUUUUUAAGUAGCUCCCUGCAAAAUUUAGUUGUAGCUAGUUUAUUCCAAGCUAGUAUGAUUACUGCCAAUAUGACAAUCGGUAGUAUAGCUGUUGAGCUGUUUCCUACCAAAGUUGUUGGCAUAGCUUUGAGUUUAAUUAUGUGUUCGGGACGUUUUGGAGCUGUGGCCAGUAGCUUCUUGUUUGGUUAUUACAUGGACACCCAGUGUGAGAUCCCAAUUUUUGUAGUAGGAGCUGUAGUACUUCUAGGAGGUUUCUUAUGCUUUUUAGUACCAAGACGAAGCAAAGAAGCACCAGCAAGUUUCCGUAUGACGCAUGAUAUUGAAGUGGCAGUAAUUUCAGCGUACGACGUGAAAUUGAGAUGAACUCUUGAGCAUAUUUAAAAAUAUGUCUGUGUUUAUGUGUUACUAGUGUUGUAGUUUUAUUUAUUUUUAUAAAUAAUAAAAAUUUUACUUGUAGGAAAAUGUAUGAGGAUUUUAUAUGAUAUAAACUAGGAUCGAAUUCCGAUUUAAAUAAAUGGGAAACAAGUCAUUGUAUUGUUGUCAUAUCUCUAGUCUCUAAAAGUAGGUACUUUCGAAACUAUCAAAAGACUAAAAUUGAUGAAGACGGUGUCAUAAUAAUGAAUU